AACACGGGAGAGGCGCAACCGGAUAGCGAUAUGCGUGCGGAGGUGAAGGUGAAGGUGAAAGCCAAGGCAAACAGCCAGUCACCUUGAGUUUAUACUUUGUUUGCUAUACAUGCAGCUCAUGCUUGCACACGGUGUGCUCGGGACUUCGUGGUGCCUAGAUAGUAUCGAAUAUCACAAAGUAAUCGAGAAGAGGACUAGAAGCUGUCUGUUGCCUUUGGAAGGCUAUGAGUGGAAGCAACAAACAAAAAGGCCAAGGUAUGUCUCGAAAAUGCCUUUAUAUCAUCCUUUGAAAGUGAAACUGGCAAGCUUCAAGACCAUUAUUACAUAUUUUAUAAUCACAUAGUUCCUUUGCGAUCAGAGAGCGAGAGGUUGCUCUCCUGGGUUGUUUUGAGUGUGUUGAUUCGA
Cucurbitaria berberidis CBS 394.84 is the source of this 405-nucleotide messenger RNA. RefSeq lists its product as uncharacterized. The record is from RefSeq and is a predicted model, not a curated record. Lineage: Eukaryota; Fungi; Ascomycota; Dothideomycetes; Pleosporales; Cucurbitariaceae. The transcript has a single exon. The coding region runs from base 110 to 343 and encodes 77 amino acids.